UCUUAUCUUUCUUCUUUGCAGUUUUUAUCGGAAAGCAUGCGGAUUACUAAAAUUGGAACCCUCGUGUCCACUAACUGGCUGAAGGAUUGUUUGUCAUCGUCGUCUGCAGACAAACUUCGUGUUUUAGAUGUUUCUUGGGCUCGUCUGCAAAAGCCUGGUGUUGGCUACGACAAGUUCUACAAGAAGCAACAUAUUCCUGGAUCCAUCUACUUUGAUCUGAACCAGUGCAGUACCCCAACUAAACAUCUGCCGUACGACUUACCAGAUACAAAUUGUUUAAGUGAAUACAUUGGAAAUUUGGGAAUUUCCAAUAAGAAUUAUAUUAUUGUUUAUGAUCAGCAAAACAACAGCUCAGCAUUCCGAGCCUGGUGGAUGUUUAAGUACCUUGGCCACUCUGAUGUAUCAAUGUUAGAUGGAGGAAUGUCCAAGUGGAUUGCUGAUAACUAUGAAGUGACAGCAAAACCGACAACAUACGAGAAAUGCAACUUUGAAAUUAACCUUGAGCCAAAACGUUUUCGGUCCUUUGAAGAAAUAGCAAAAAAUCUGGAAACCCAAACUGAAAAAGUUGUCGACUGUCGUCCUUCUCAAGCUUUCCAUGGAAAUCCUCAAGAUAAACUUGGUCAUAUUCCUCAUUCCAAGAAUUUACCAUAUUCAACACUAUUUAAACCAGAUGGUACCAUGAAGUCAAAGGCUGAACUAAAAGACUUGUUUACAGCUUCUGGAGUUUCUCUUGGGAAACCUUUAAUUUGUACGUGUCAAACGGGAGUAACUGCUUGUGGCGUUGCUGCUGCUGCAGAAAUGCUUGGUAAAGAAGAAAUCACCGUCUAUUUGGGUUCUUGGCAUGAAUGGUCUCAGAGAGCUGAUUCCAAACAAAUCAUUUAAUCUUGGAAAUUCCAAGUUAUAGUGCAGAAUCUUUUUGAAAGUAAUUUAAAGUGUGAUCCGAAAUUAUACAAAGAUAUUUUAGAAACUUUUUAUUUAAAUUUGCUUUUGUGAUUUGUUUUCACCCAAGAAAAAGAGGUCAGUAACUUUCGUUGAAGUAAAAAAAUCAGCUUCACAAGAGCAAAUUACUGCCACACCUGUAGAAAUGAUCACCAGCUUUGAUAUAAUCCGUCAUAUUGAUCUGGUUUUAAGACCAAGAUUAAGAAUUUAUUUUAUACUGUUUAAAUUAUUUUCAUAUCCAUUUUUCUUAUGUUUGCUAUAAUUUUUACAAAUUCGAAUAUUGGUUAUCGUUAUAAAGAUUUUUUUUAUAACCAAACGACUGUAGUGUGUUGCUGAAUAUAAAAUAAAAUAAAAGACAAAAUGAAAAAAAAAUUCAUUUGAUAUUAAUAAGAAAUUAAAUCUCAAAGGAGAAA
Octopus bimaculoides (California two-spot octopus) is the source of this 1352-nucleotide messenger RNA. RefSeq names its product 3-mercaptopyruvate sulfurtransferase. Gene Ontology annotation, cellular component: mitochondrion. NCBI's taxonomy places the organism in Eukaryota, Metazoa, Mollusca, Cephalopoda, Octopoda, Octopodidae. The record is from RefSeq and is a predicted model, not a curated record. Gene Ontology annotation, molecular function: thiosulfate-cyanide sulfurtransferase activity.